AUGGCGACUCUGAAAGAUCUCCCUACAGUAUUGUUGAUCGAAAUUCUAUCGAGGCUUCCGACAGAGUCUCUACUCCGAUUUAAGUCGGUUUGCAAAUUUUGGUACGCUUUGAUCAACGAUCCUAUAAAUUUUUCUUUUCAAGAUAAAUGUAUUUUUAUCAAGCGUCGAGUGAUGGUCAAUUUUCAACACUUUACGUAUAUACCCUCCAUCAUCAAAUUUUCCCUCGCCCCUGAUCGAUCUAUGUCCAUUCUCGAUGUCAACAAUCCAUUCAGUUAUACUGCGUUUUUCGUUAUUUGCGGCCAUUCUCAUGGCUUGGUUUGUCUUUCCUUCAAUAGGGAUAUUUUCCUAUUUAAUAUGACGACCGAAAAGUUUCAUAAGCUCCCGUUAUCGAUUCUUCAUUAUCCUGGGGAUAUUUAUGACAUUGAUUUUUCGUCCACAAAUGCAGUUGGAUUUGGAUACGAUUCUAAAUCUAGGGAUUUCAAAGUGGUUAGGGUUGUAGAAUUUGGGAGCCAAUAUGGAGAAACUAAUCUCCCGGCUAGAGUCGAAAUUUACGAUUUGAGGAAAAAAAAAUGGAGGGAAAUUGAAUCCGCUGUUUGUGGGCGUGUAACGAGGGCACCUACUCCCCAGAUGCAUCAUAAAGGAACAUAUUAUUGGUGGGCAUACAAAGAAGGAAGAACUAAUAUUAUACACACGUUCGACAUGAGUGAAGAAGUUUUUGGCGAAAUUUCAGUACCGAACGAUGUAGUGAAUGAGCGUAUGGAGUAUAUAAGUAUGGGGACGUUGAAUGGAUCAAUUAUUAUAUUUCACUACUCAAAAACAGGGAAUGAAAAAACGUUCGACGUUUGGGAGAUGGAGAAAGAUGUCGUUUUAUGGUCAAAACUAAUGACAAUUGGUCCUGUUUUUGGAGUCGAGAAACCAUUGUUGUUUGUGAAUUCAGAUGAACUUUUAAUGGAAGCCAACGAAGGACGGGUGAUUUCUUACAAUAUUAAAACUCACGUGACCAAAGUUCUUCCAAUAAAAGGGCUUCCAUGUGUGUUCGUUGAUACUUAUUUGGACUAUAGUUUGGUUCAGUACUAA
Cucurbita pepo subsp. pepo (vegetable marrow) is the source of this 1077-nucleotide messenger RNA. RefSeq names its product F-box protein CPR1-like. Gene Ontology annotation, molecular function: protein binding. The record is from RefSeq and is a predicted model, not a curated record. Lineage: Eukaryota; Viridiplantae; Streptophyta; Magnoliopsida; Cucurbitales; Cucurbitaceae.